Pseudomyrmex gracilis is the source of this 1533-nucleotide messenger RNA. RefSeq lists its product as uncharacterized. NCBI's taxonomy places the organism in Eukaryota, Metazoa, Arthropoda, Insecta, Hymenoptera, Formicidae. The record is from RefSeq and is a predicted model, not a curated record. The transcript has 7 exons. Gene Ontology annotation, molecular function: peptide binding; zinc ion binding; metalloaminopeptidase activity. Gene Ontology annotation, biological process: peptide catabolic process. Bases 1 to 1533 code for a protein of 510 amino acids. Gene Ontology annotation, cellular component: membrane; cytoplasm.
AUGACGAUAACUAUUAUCGUCGUCUUCAUCAUCUGCUGGACUUCUUAUUACGUAAUGAGUGUUUGGUACUGCAUCGAUCCAUCGUCAGCUCGAGAAAUCGACGAGCGCAUUCAGAGGGCUCUCUUCUUUUUCGCGUGCACCAAUUCGAAUAUGAAUCCCAUUGUCUACGGCAUUUUCAACUUACGACAGAGAAACAAAAAAGGACUGCUCUUUAGUUAUCCAGAAUUUCUCGAAGAGGCGAGAACGCACAGAUACGCUCACGACAUACGCUUUCAAUCUUGUUUGAUUACCAGUUUGCACUUUCUUUUGCAAGAUAUAUACUUCAAUGCAUUGAAUAUAACUAUACAGAAGAUGAUACUAACUACACAGAUGCUUACUGUUCUCGGAACUAUAUGCCUCUUAUGUGUCAACGAAAUUACUUCUUCUGUUCAUGAGAAUUUUUCUCCGCACUGUAUAGAACCGAGGGAAUAUAUUCUGAAUGUUUCUGCGGAAAUACAACAAAAUUCUCUGAUUGUUGAUUCUCUUGUUAAACUGAACGUUCAGUGUUCACUGCAAAACAUAAAAGUUUAUUUCGGACGUUACUGCAAACAACCAAAACUUAACAUCAUGACUAAUGUUUGUUCUAAAUUUUCAUCUUUAUUUUGGGAAACAGAAGUUUUGCCAUUUUUUUCGGAAGAUCGAUUCAAAAGCUUGAACAUCAGCUUUAUUAAACAUAAUAUCCAACACUUUAGAAUACAACAACGAAUAGUAAAUGUAGAACAUGGACUGUGGAUAUCAGCAAAAUAUAAUUGCAGUUUAGAUAAAGUUAUGAAAAUUUAUCCAUUUAUUGAUGAAACUAAAAUAGAAAAAUAUUUGAUAUUACCGCGUAUUUCCGCUGACUGGAUAUUUCCAUGUUGGGAAAAUCUCGCAACUAAAGCCACAUUUACUAUUCGCAUCAAGCAUACCAGUAGUGAAACAGCUCUUUCAAAUAUACGUGAUAAACAAGUGGAAACAUCUCAAGUUUAUACAUAUACUUUAUUCCGUACACCUUUAAUAUCCACUCGUGCCGUAGCAACAGUAGUCGUACCUUCUGAAUAUACCAACUUUCCCUUCAUGUCAGAUACACUUAGCAUACACAGCAGAGUACAAGUGGAAAACGACAUUUCAUACGCACAACUUCUUAUACGUCAUAUUACGUUUUUUAUUAGACUCAAGAGAAGGGAUGUUACACCAAUCUCACACGUGCAGUAUAUAGCACUUUCAACAUACUACAGCUACGAAACUAUAAUAACUACUGGACUUGUCCUUUUCAGAGAGGCUGAUAUUGCAUACAAUAAAGAAAUUGAUUCGUUUAGAAGAAAACUAGAAGUAACAUGUUUGGUUGCACGCAGUGUGAUACAAGAAGCGUUCAGUAAUUGGUUAAUUACACCUAAACAGUCUGAUUCUUGGUUUAUCGAAGGAUUUUUGACAUUUUACGGAGUUUAUCUAGUCGAUCAGUCAAAUAUGAUUUUAUGCGAUCGCGUAAUAUCAGAUCCAAAAUUUGGCGCGAUCUGA